UUUACUGUCUUAGUUUUGCUGAUUGAAACAAAAUGUCCUUGCUUGGCAUUUUGCCUCUGAAUGGUACAUCCAGUCUGUUUCUUAUUUUGACUUGCAUCAUCAUCAUCUACAUUCUUAAUCUGAAUAAAACAAAUGAGAAUUUCCCACCGGGACCCUGGCCGCUUCCACUGGUGGGAAAUAUAUUUAGUCUCAACAUGAAAAGGCCAUAUCAGACACUGAUGGAGCUGAACGAAAAGUAUGGCUCAGUGUUCAGCAUUCAGAUGGGCCUCAGAAAAGUGGUGGUUUUGUGUGGUUAUGCGACAGUGAAGGAGGCCCUUAUCUCACAAGCUGACCAAUUUGCAGAGAGACCAAAUAUUCCAAUUUUUUGGCAAAUUACCAAAGGAAAUGGUAUGUCCCAGUUGCAUAUGUACACCAUAAUUUAUCUGGCACAUGAGUAUGCUUUUUCACCUAGUACAAUAAGAAUGAUAAUAAUUACAACAGGUAUUAUCUUUGGCCAUGGGGAUUCCUGGAAAACUAUCCGUAGAUUCACACUGACAGUGCUGCGUGAUCUUGGAAUGGGAAAGAAGAACAUUGAGGAAAAAAUCAUAGAGGAAUCUGAACACCUGGUGAAGCAGUUUGAAAAGCAAAAUGGCCAGCCAUUUCAAACAACAAUUCCACUGAAUGCAGCUACAUCUAAUAUUAUUGUCUCCCUGCUCAUGGGAAAAAGAAUGGAAUAUGAAGAUGAAAUUUUCCAGAGACUUUUGAUCUUGAACAAUGAGAGCUUUACACUCACAGGGAGCCCAUUCGUUCAGUUAUACAACAUGUACCCCGUGAUUCAUCCCUUGCCUGGUCCCCAUCACAAAGUUUUACAAUGCCAAGACAAUUUGAAAGCCUUCUUCAGAAAGAUUUUCAUUCAGCAAAGAGAACUCCUUGAUGAAAAUGACAAAAGAUGCUACAUUGACAUCUUUAUGAACAAGCAGGAGGAGGAGAAGAACAGCCCGUCCUCUCAUUUUCAUGAAUGGAACCUCCUGUGUACCGUCACCAAUCUGUUUGUUGCUGGAACAGAGACCUCCUCUAGCACCCUGUCUUGGGCUCUCCUGAUCAUGACAAAGUACCCUCAUGUCCAAAAGAAGGUCCAUGAGGAGAUUGACAAUGUCAUUGGAGGAUCAACGCCCAGGAUUCACCAUCGUCAGAUGAUGCCCUUUACGGACGCCGUGAUACAUGAGACCCAGAGGUUUGCCGACAUCAUUCCCAUGAACCUGCCCCAUGAGACCACCACUGACGUCACCCUGAAGGGCUAUUUUAUACCCAAGGGGACCUAUAUUAUCCCACUGCUGAGGUCAGUGCACCGUGACAAGAAUCACUGGAAAAAUCCAGACGAGUUUGACCCACAGAACUUCCUCAAUGAGGAGGGAAAGUUUGUUAAAAGAGAAGCUUUCAUGCCCUUUUCUGCAGGCCGCCGGGUGUGCGUGGGAGAGACGCUGGCCAGGAUGGAGCUGUUCCUCUUCUUCACCUUUCUGUUACAAAACUUCUCCUUCCACCCUGCUGCGGGGGUGAAGGAGGAGGACAUUGAGCUGUCUUCAACAGGAGGUCUGACUCUGGCCCCCCUGCCACUCCUGUUGCGCGCUCUGCCCCGCCACAACAAUGCCUAGGUGCCCGUCACCAGCGGUGAUAAUUGGUUCUUUUAAAACUUCCCAAAUGGCUGAAUGAAUUAACUUGCCAAUAUAAUUUUAGCUUGCCUUGCCUUGUUCAACCCUAGGCAGGCACACAAGCAUGGUCAAUAAAAGUGCUUGUUAAUGGUUUCAA
Molecule: messenger RNA, 1785 nt
Organism: Megalops cyprinoides (Indo-Pacific tarpon)
Lineage: Eukaryota; Metazoa; Chordata; Actinopteri; Elopiformes; Megalopidae
Product: cytochrome P450 2K1-like
Exons: 8
Coding region: 33-1631 (532 amino acids)
Biological process (GO): xenobiotic metabolic process
Cellular component (GO): cytoplasm; intracellular membrane-bounded organelle
Molecular function (GO): oxidoreductase activity, acting on paired donors, with incorporation or reduction of molecular oxygen, reduced flavin or flavoprotein as one donor, and incorporation of one atom of oxygen; iron ion binding; heme binding
Source: RefSeq, a predicted model, not a curated record